AUGAACAAUGAAACCGCAACCCUGAUAUCCUUGAAAGAGACAAUGAAAAGGUUGCUAAGGGCUACAGGGAGGGAGCAAGCAGCCCAAGAUGAGCUGUGGACAGCAGUUCUGGCACUCAAGUUCACUUCAAUGGAAUUAAAUAUUAUAUACAGCUAUGUCAUGGAAGUACUCAUCUGCUUGCACACUCGUGUGCUUGAGAAGCUGCCAGACCUGGUGAGAAGUCUUCCUACCUUAGCUUCCGUCCUUAGAAGAAAAGUCAAGAACAAGCGCAUUAGAGUCGUAUGGGAAUCUGUCCUGGAGGAGUGUGGGCUGCAAGAAAGAGAUACCACAGCACUUUGUACCUUCUUUAUUGCACAUGGUAACAAGGCAGAACACUACAGUGCCAAAGUGAGACAGAUGUAUAUCAGGGAUGUCACUUUCAUGAUCACCAACAUGGUAAAGAACCAGGCUCUGCAGAAUGCUUUGCUGAUGGCUGUCCAGCUCAUUGAGAAGGGGAAAGCAGUGACAGCCCCUGAAGAGCAAAAGUCAUCUCUAAAAGAGUUGAUGCCAAUUGUCAAAAACUAACCUGUUCCCUUAUGACAUAGCAAUUCCACUUCCAGUAAUUUAUCUUGCAAAUGGGAAAAAAAUAUGUAUAUACAAUUUUGCUAUGGACUUACGGUAUUUUUAUUAUAGCAAAAGUUGGGAGAGUAUUAGAGAAAUUAUGAUAAAUUGAUACAAUGGAUAUUUCUGUAUAGUCAUAUAAAAGAAUGAAGAAGCUCUUUGGGUUUGGUUCAAUAGAUAGAGCGUCUGCCUGUGGACUGAAGGGUCCCAGGUUUGAUUCCAGCCAAGAAC
Messenger RNA from Myotis lucifugus (little brown bat), 831 nucleotides. RefSeq names its product single-pass membrane protein with coiled-coil domains 1 (gene SMCO1). The transcript has 3 exons. Bases 1 to 564 code for a protein of 187 amino acids. The record is from RefSeq and is a predicted model, not a curated record. Lineage: Eukaryota; Metazoa; Chordata; Mammalia; Chiroptera; Vespertilionidae.